AUGGAAGAAGUUCAGUCCAAGAAGACAAGUGGUGCAGAGGAGGCUCAGCAAAAGGGCCAACAGGUCGUGGGGUCCACCCAGAAGUGGGGGGAGCAGAUGAAUCCGGAGCCUCAGCAGACCAAAACCCCAGCAGAGAAGGACUCGACAGAAAGUUCAACAAUCACACCCUACGUGGAUCCAACUACCCUUCAAGACUCCUUGAAACGUCUGAGCUCAAACCUUAAUAACCUGAGACAAAUUCUGAUGUCAGGCUCAUCCACAACACUCAAAGUGGAUCCCACUGCCCUCUGGGACUCCUUACAACUACUGAGCUCAGACCUUGGAAAUCUGAGACAAAUUCUGAUGUCAGGCUCGGGAUUCACAAGCUACAUGAUUCCCACUACCAUCAAAGGCUCGUUACGACUACUGAACUCAAGGCUUGAAAAGCUGAGACAAAUUCUGAUGUCAGGUUCAACAAUAACACGCUACAUGGAUCCAACUACCAUCCAAGACUCCUUACAACUACUGAGCUCAAUGCUUGAAAAUCUGAGAGAAAUUCUGAUGUUAGGCUCAUCAAUCACACCCUCCGUGUAUCAGAAUACCCUCCAACGCUCCUUAGAACUAUUGUACUUAAAUUUAAGAAGUCUGAGAGAAACUCUGAUGUCAGGAAACAUUUCAGAAAUACAUCAGAGAAAAAGAAGAGAAAACCUUUACCCCACACAGACCUGGAAAACAAAUGAUUUGCUGCAAAAUUUCACACAGCUACUACUUGUACAAAAACCUUGCCCAAGAGGCUGGGAGACCUUGGUAUGGGAAAGAUGGCAUAAAUAUAAAAGAGAGAAAAGAGGGCAUCUGAUUGAGAUCCAAAACUUAUUUUGUCCAAGCCCGGAUACCCAGAAAGAGCCUCAACUUGUUGUAUUAGAGGGGGUGGCUGGAUCUGGAAAGUCAACACUGGCCAGAGAGGUAAGGAGAGCAUGGGAGGAAGGUCAGCUCUACAGGGAUCACUUCCAGCAUGUCUUCUACUUCAGCUGCAGAGAGCUGGCCCAGUGCAAGCAGCUGAGUCUGGUUGAGCUCAUAGAAAAAGACCAGACUGAGCCUGCAGCUCCCAUCAGGGAGAUCCUGUCUCACCAUGAGAAGCUGCUCUUCAUCCUGGAUGGCAUAGAUGAGCCAAAAUGGGUCUUGGAAGAUAAGAAUCCCAAGUUCUGCCUGCACUGGAGCCAGACACAACCUGUGCACACACUGCUGGGCAGUUUGCUGGGGAAAUCUGUCCUGCCGCAGGCUUCCUUGCUGCUCACAGCUCGAACCAAAGUUCUGAAGAAGCUCGUUCCUUCCUUGAGGCAGCCACGUUGGGUGGAAGUCCUGGGCUUCUCUGAGUCUGGACGGAAGGAAUACAUCUACAAAUAUUUCAGAGAGAAAAGAGAAGCAAUUGCAGCUUUUAACUUGGUUAAAUCAAACCCGGUGCUCUCAACACUGUGUGAGGUACCCUGGGUGUCCUGGCUGGUCUGCACCUGCCUGAAGCAGCAGAUGGAUCGGGGAGAAGACCUCUCACUGACCUCACAGACCACCACAGAGCUCCACCUGAAAUACCUUUCCCAGGCUCUCUCAGGUCAUGCCCUGGGGAACCAGCUCAGAGCACUCUGCUCACUGGCUGCUGAGGGAAUCUGCCAAAGAAGGACCCUGUUCAGUGAGAGAGAUUUUUGGAUCCAAGGAUUGGAUGAUAAUGACAUUGCCACUUUCCUGAAGAUUGGCAUCCUUCAAAAGCAUCCUGUAUCUCUGAGUUACAGCUUUGCCCACUUGUAUCUCCAGGAGUUCUUUACAGCAAUGUCCUACGUCUUGAAGAAUAAUGUGAUAAUAUAUGAUCAUAAGAAUGCCUACAGAAUUAUAAGAGCACUAAAGAAAGUCUAUGGAAGACAUGACCUGUUUGAGGCACCCACUGUGCACUUCCUAUAUGGUCUUUUAAGUAAAAGAGGAAUGAGAGAAAUAGAGAUGAUCUUUGCCUGCAGUUUGCUUCAGGAGCCAAGGUUGUACAUACAUCGGUACAUUCUAGAGGAAACCCAACACCAUCAACCAGAUACUCUGGGUUUACUCCAUUGUCUGUAUGAGACUCGGGAUGGAGACCUCCUGACAGAUGGAAUGCACAUUUUUCAGGGAACAAUGCUGCCUGCCUCAGUGGAUAUGCUACUCCCAGUGUUCCAGAAAAGCAUUAACCACCUGGUGGUCCAGACAGACGUGGAACUUAUGGUGGUCACUUUCUGCAUUAAGUUCUGCCACCAUGUGAAAAGGCUUCAGCUGAACGCUUGUGGACAACAGGGACACAUGCUAGCAGUACCAAGUAUGGUUCUGUCCAGGUGGACUCCGAUCACUAAUUCCACUUGGCAGAUAUUCUUCUCCACUCUUGAGUUCACAGGAAGUCUGGAGGUGCUCGACCUAAGUCAAAAUCCACUGAGCUACUGUGCAGUGCAGAGCCUCUGUAGGACACUGAGAUGCCCUGGAUGCCAACUAAGGACAUUGUGGCUUGUCAACUGUGGCCUCACAUCCAGAUGCUGUAAGGACCUGGCCCCAGUGCUCAGUGCCAGCUCCAGCCUGACUGAGCUAGACCUGCAGCUGAAUGACCUGGGAGACCUUGGUGUGAGGCUGCUCUGUAAGGGCCUCAGGAAUCCUGCGUGCAAACUCAGAAUCCUGCAGCUGGACCUGGCCCCACUCAGUGACCCAGUGAUUAAGGAGCUCAGGGCCCUGGAGGCAAAGAAUCCUCAACUGCUCAUCUCCAGCACAUGGAAACCACAUGUGAUGAUCCCUACGAAGAACCCGGAAGGAAAAGGAAUGGGUAACAGAGUGACCUCAUUCAAGCAACAGAGACCACAAUCAGAUCACAGACACAUGGAAGCACAGGGUACUGAAGAUGACUUUUGGGGCCCUACAGGACCUGUGGCCACAGAGGUGAUUGACAGAGAAAGGAAUCUGUACAGAGUUCAGUUCCCUGUAGCUGGUUACUACCACUGUCCCAACAUAGGACUCCACUUUGUGGUAACAAGGGAAGCAACCAUCGAAAUUGGAUUCUGUGCCUGGAGCCAACACCUGGACAAGAGUCCCUUGCAGGACAGUCACAUGGUGGCUGGGCCUCUGUUUGACAUCAAGACUGAGCGGGGAGCUGUGGCUGCUGUGUACCUCCCUCACUUUGUGGAUCUCCAAGAGGGACAGGUGGACAUCUCUUGGUUCCAUGUGGCCCACUUUCAAGAACAUGGGAUAGUCCUAGAAGUGCCAGCCAGAGUGGAACAGUGCUACACAGUCUUGGAAAACCCAAGCUUCUCUCCAAUGGGAGUUCUACUGAGAAUUAUGCCUGCUGUCAGACAUUUCAUCCCCAUCACUUCUGUUACCUUGAUCUACUAUUACCUCAAUCUCAAGGAAGUCACCCUUCAUCUCUACCUGAUCCCCAAUGACUGGACCAUUCAGAAGGCCAUUGAUGAACAAGAAAUGAGGUUUCAGUUUGUUCAAAUACGCAAGCCACCCCCAGUAGACUCUCUUUACAUUGGAUCACGGUACAUAGUGUCUGCUUCCAAGAAUCUGGAAAUCAUUCCAAAGGAACUGGAGCUGUGCUACCGGAGCCCCAGGGAAUCCCAGCUCUUCUCUGAAAUCUAUGUUGGCCGCAUGGGUUCAGGGAUUAAACUGCAAAUCACAGACAAGAAGAAUGGGAAUCUCAAAUGGGAAGCCUUGCUGAAACCAGGAGACCUCAGGCCUGCACAGCCCAUAAUCCCUACACCUCACAAAGAUGCUCCUACCUUGCCACACUUUGUGGACCAGCAUCGGGAGCAGCUGGUGGCCCGAGUGACAUCAGUGGACCCUCUCUUGGACAAGCUGCUGCAUGGUCUGGUACUGAGUGAAGAGGAGUAUGAGGAGGUGCGAGCUGAAUCCACCACUCAAAAGAAGAUGCGGAAGCUCUUCAGCUCUAGCCGGUCCUGGACCAGGGUCUGCAAAGAGCAAGUCUACCAAGCUCUGAAGGAGACACAUCCUCACUUGAUCAUGGAACUCCUUGAGCAGUCAGGAGGUGUCUCUGUGGGAUCCUGACAUCUUAGCGGCUGAGGGGUGAGAACUCUUCUUUGAUUCCUGACUCUUCCUGAUCAUCCUUUGGCCCCCAGUUUCUCCAUUUAUAAACCAGUGGCCAUCUGAAUUGCCCUUCAAAUGGCAAUGUUUCCAGGACACCUCUUGGGGACCCAGAUGUCCCUCUUGGCUCUCCCCAUUCUGUUCAUAUGGGAUGUGCAUCUCAGGAAACUUCCAGUGGAGCCAGCAAGUCUAUUCAGCCUUGUCCAGCUGGCUUUCAUGGCCUGAGUGUCCAGUCUCAAAACCACCUGGCCAACCAUGAUACAAGCAGAACUGGGAGCAUGGGAAUGGAGGCAAUGAGAUGGUGCUUUCCCUGGAAAGUGAAUUCUUAUGAAUAGGAAAGGAAGGGGGCUUCUUAAAUAUUUCCCACCCUCAGUUUUUGUUGUCUUUAUUGAUUCUAUUUCUAUUUUCAUGUCUUGAACAACUUUAUAAAUUUUCUUCCUCUGUUUCUUUGUAUUUUUAAAUUUUUUAUUGUUUUUUUUAUUGAGCUCUACAUUUU
Microtus oregoni (creeping vole) is the source of this 4573-nucleotide messenger RNA. RefSeq names its product NACHT, LRR and PYD domains-containing protein 1a-like. Bases 1 to 4041 code for a protein of 1346 amino acids. The record is from RefSeq and is a predicted model, not a curated record. Lineage: Eukaryota; Metazoa; Chordata; Mammalia; Rodentia; Cricetidae. Gene Ontology annotation, biological process: inflammatory response; regulation of apoptotic process; innate immune response. The transcript is spliced from 18 exons. Gene Ontology annotation, cellular component: canonical inflammasome complex.